Molecule: messenger RNA, 3264 nt
Organism: Daktulosphaira vitifoliae (grape phylloxera)
Lineage: Eukaryota; Metazoa; Arthropoda; Insecta; Hemiptera; Phylloxeridae
Exons: 8
Coding region: 784-3264 (826 amino acids)
Molecular function (GO): nucleic acid binding
Source: RefSeq, a predicted model, not a curated record
UCAGUACAAGGUUUUGGGUUUGUACGUGAUGAGAUCAAAAUAUUCUAAUGAAACACUAGUGGCUGAGGUGAAGCUUGACGACGAACCAUCAUUUCAAAUUUAUUUGCCAGCGAGGUUUUCAUUUACUCGAGAAAAUCUGGCAAAAGGAAUCGAUAAAGAUCUUAAGAUUAUAUCUAAUGGACGAAAAGAUCAAAGUUCGAGUUAUGACAUAAUGUUUAUAUGAAUUAAUUUUGUGUUUGAAAAAAAUGAAAAUAAAAAAUAUUGAUAAUUAAAAAUUGUAUUACAUAUAAUUUAAUCUCUAAUGAAAAUUUUAAGAAUAGUUAUGGGUAAAAUAAACAAACGCAUGUAUUUUAAAUUAUAAUGUGUAAACUAAAAAAAAAAAAUCCCACCGUUAAAAGUAUAUACAUGAAUUGAAAAAUGAGUGUAAAAGUAAUUACUUGAAAUAAUAAUUUGCAAACUUAAUGUCUACAAAGUACAGAUAACAGUAAAAAAGAGCAAUGUAUACGUCUAUAAUACGACAUCAGUAAAAUAACUUGAUGAAAAAGAGUAUAUAUAAAGGUGUUAUAAAAGGUGUAUUAAGCGUGUGAAAACGUCUAUUAAAUAAAAAUUUCUUGGAAAAUCAUCUCCAGCCUGAGGACUGCUGCACGUUGGCAUAAAAUGUGCUGAGGUUUACAAAAUGAAGUACAUAAAACCGAGAAAAACUCUCCUUUCUGGUUUAAUAGUAUUUCAUUUGUUUAAUCGACACCUUAGAGUCUUCUCUAUUUCAAUAUCAUAAUCAUCAUUAUGUGUUAUUUGUGUGAUACUUGUGGAAUGAAGUUCAAUUUUUUGAAAUCAUUGAUACGUCAUGAGCAAACAGUACACAACAAAAUUUUAUAUGGCUGCAGUUUGUGUUCGAAAAAAUUUUCGAGAAAAGAUAAUUUCUCAAGACAUGUUCAGCAUACACACGGGUUAAUAGGAACUGAUAAAGUAUUGAAAAUGCGUUCUGUAAAUAUAGAAAAAGAAAUAAAAUCGGUUUGUGUGAAAAAUGUGGUUAAUUACGGUGCCAGCACCUCGAAAAAUUUUUACGAUAAAGGUAAUUCGGUUAAGGAAAGCGAGAGAAAAAAUACUGAUACAAAAUUUUCUAAUACUAGAGACAGCGAUGAUGAGCUUUUGCUAGAAGCUGCAAAUAAGAUAGAUGCAAAUUCAAUGGACGUUCAAGUGGUAACCGUUUAUCCUGGUGAUAUCGAAAGUUGGAUUGACCGGUUUUCAGAAGAUAUCGAGUUUGAGGAUAUUAGUCAAAAUAACAAAACGAUCGGAACUGGGAUAGAACACGCGUAUCACUCUAAUCAAUCAAAAACAAAUAGUGAUUGUGUAAAAAUUUCGCGUGCGAAAAAAGUUCAAUCGAUUUUUUCGGAGAACAUCAAUGUACAUAGAAUAGAAAACAGCAAUCCAUGCUCCAUAAAUGAAUUUAUCAAACAAAACAGUAAUAGCAUUUAUGAUGUAUUUGAAAAUGCUAUAAGAACACAUACAGCUGUGAAGACAUCUUUAGAUCUAGUUACUACGUAUGAAAAAAUAAUUUUAAGCAAUAAUAAUGUAAACACACCCGUUAUUACUCAAACACUUAGUAUUUCCCCAUUUAUUUUAACACCGUCGAGUAGUAUCUCCGAGUGGGUUACUACUAUUACACAUCUACUACAGAAAAAGUCCGAAGAGGUAGAAACUCAAGGUAGUGGGUGGGUAUUCAGAGGUGUUGUUUUCUUAGAUAUUAAUACUUUCAAGUAUGAUCCAUUAAGGGGUGGGUGUCAUUUUAAUUUACCAAAAAAAUUAUUUCGAAAAAAUGCAAUUGUAAAUAUUAAAUGUAGGGAGGAAGAUUGCUUUUAUUGGAGUGUGGUUGCUAGUUUAUUUCCGGUUCAGUCACGUAAUGUGGAUGUGACUAAACCAGAGUCGUAUCCACAUUAUAAUACAGUUUUGAAUACUCGAGGUUUGCGAAUACCUUUACUUCUAACCGACAUAAGAAAAUUUGAAGAAAAAAAUGAUAUAAGUGUAAAUGUUUACACUUACAUCGGUGAAAAAAUUACGGGUCCUCUACACUUGACCAGAAAUAAACGUAGCAACCACGCAAAUUUACUUUAUUUAGAUCAAAAAGACAAACCUUUCGGACAUUUCUGUUGUAUUUCGAACUUAGAGCGAUUAGUUUCCGUUCAACUUUCAAAACAUAAAUCUCACAAAUUUUUAUGUGAUGGCUGUCUAUUAUUCUUUUAUUCAGAAGCAAAACUACUCACUCACCAACUCGAAAACUGCAUGAAGGUUAAAACGGUUCUACCGAAACCCCCCAAACACAUGGUUAAAUUUCAAAAUUUCCAUAUGCAAUUCCCCGUGGAAUUCGUAAUUUAUGCUGAUUUUGAAUCAAUUCUAACACCUAUUGCUACAUGCGAUCCUCAACCUGAUAUUUCUUAUACCAAUCAAAUUAAUAUACACGAUCCCCACAGUUUUUCAUAUCAUAUUAAAUGUUCUUAUGAUGAAAAUUUAGAUCGCAUGGAAGAGUACCGGGGGGAUAAUUGCGUGAAGAUGUUUAUUUCUAGGCUUAGGGAAGAUAUUAUCCGUAUAAGCGACAUUUAUUCUAACCCUAUACCAAUGGAAGCGUUAUCUAUUCAACAACAAUAUAAUCACCAUACAGCAACAACGUGUCAUAUUUGUAAUGGUGAAUUACGCUUCCAUGAUAAGGUAAUGGAUCACUGUCACUUAACGGGUAAAUAUCGUGGUGCGGCGCAUAGAGAUUGUAACCUGAAAUGUUCGGUUCCAUCUUUUAUCCCCAUAAUUUUACAUAAUAUGCAAAAUUACGAUUCUCAUUUUAUUAUUACGGAACUCGGUUUUGGUGAUGAUGACGAAGGAAUUGAAGUUAUAGCUAAAACCAAUGAAAAAUAUAUGUGUAUAAAAAAAACUGUAAAAACGACAAAUAACAACCGGAUAACCAUUAAAUUUAUAGACUCAUUAAAUUUUUUACCAUCAUCAUUGGAAAAAUUAGCUGAAACUUUAAUUCCUGAGCAAUUUAAAAUUACUAGGAAAAUGCAUUCUAAUGAUGAAAACUUUAAGUUAAUGUGUCGUAAGGGAGUGUUCCCAUAUGAGUAUGUAACUGAUAUGAAUGUACUGAACGAAUGCAUUUUACCACCUAAAACCGCGUUCCGUAGUAUAUUAAAUAUGAGUGACAUAACAGACGAGGAUUACGACCAUGCAAAAAAAAUCUGGNGAUUACGCCCAUGCAAAAAAAAUCUGGGAGAAAUUUAA